AUGGAACAGCCUCUGUACAACCUAGUAGCCAGGCAAAGGGUCGAACGCGAAUACCAAAGCCUCAUCCACAGCGAAGAGGGAUUGGGUCUUACCACUUACAGUCCCCUUGCGGAGGGCAUUUUGGCCGGUCGGUAUCUGGAUAAGGGGAAGGUCGCUAAGGGCAGUCGUGCAGAGUUUAAAAAGUUCUUGCUGGAAAAAGAAAGCGAACUUGAAUUGGCGAGACAGUACUACUUGCUUCUACUGUUCGUUUUAUAGGCUUGUCGCGCCUGCUGCUAGUACUGCUUCUUGACCAAGACCAUCUAAGUACCUAGAUCUAAUUAUACAAUUGACACCUUGAUGAGGUACGAUGCCGUUAACGUAAACCUCCUCCUCCAACUUGUCCUCGUGCCUCCCUCACGAUUCUUCUGCCUUCUUCAUCACCUCCUUUACAACGUCAAAGGUUGAAACCUCUCGCAAUGCGUCUUGGAGUUUCUUUAGCGCAGUUAGCGCUCGCGUGGACACUGAGGAAUCAAGAUGUUUCGUCCGUCAUCAUGGGUGCCAGUCGCGCGGAGCAAGUCAUUGACAACGUCAAGGCUGUAGCACUAGUAGCGCCUGGAGGACUACUAACUGAUGAGGUGCUCGCUCAAAUGGAGAAGCUCGCUGCGUCCUUUGCUCCGACAGAAGACAGGAUCAAGAAGCCAAUAAUUAAGGGUUGCCACAUGAUUGCAUUCUUGUUCUUCACUACCAUCCUUGACUUUUUUUUUCAGUAGGAAAAGGGUCAGGGAUGAUCUGAAGAAUGCAAUGUCGCAACCUCUAAGAUAAGUGAAAACCUAGCCAAACAUCGUGGACCAUAUCAUGGCGGGAAGAGGAGGGUGGAGCUGUGAAGAGGACGCCUGGCAGUGAUUUCUCAGAUGGAAAAAGACAAUAAAAAAUGUUGUCUCUUCUAGAUGAAGAAUAUCUUCGCACUCCUCGCAUGGCGUCGACAAAGAAAGAGACUACUUUUUAAGCUGUCAUGGACAUAAUGCCUUCUUCAUGCUAUUCUUGAUGUUUUUAGAUAAUUCGCGCUAACAAUGUCUAUGUCUUUGGAUUCAUGAUCUUGAUCUGUUUUUACUUCU
Messenger RNA from Amoebophrya sp. A25, 1094 nucleotides. Lineage: Eukaryota; Dinophyceae; Syndiniales; Amoebophryaceae. The record is from the annotation of a GenBank genome assembly.